AUGAGCCACGACCAAGCUGUCAAGGAGGCCUCGGCCAAACACCCCACUCCUGCUGAGCUGGUGGGCAAGUUCCAAUAUGGCACUGCUGGCUUCCGUAUGAAGGCGUAUGUUACUCUCACCCCCGUCUCAUUGUAUCCCAACUCACCAUCCGCAGCNAACAUCCUCGACUCGGUCGUCUACCGUGUAGGACUCCUGGCCUCAUUGCGCUCGCGCAAGCUCAAUGGCCAGACCAUUGGUGUCAUGAUCACCGCCAGUCACAACCCUCCCGAGGACAACGGCGUCAAGCUUGUCGAUCCAAUGGGUGAGAUGCUCGAGGCUUCAUGGGAAAAGUACGCUACUCAACUCGCCAAUGCCGAUUCCGAUGACCACCUCCUCCAAGUCUACAACGAACUCGUCAAGACGCUCAAGGUGAACCUCGAUGCUCCUGCCAGAGUCAUCUUCGCCCGUGACACUCGUGCCUCGGGUUCUCGCCUGGUCGAAUGCCUCAACGACGCCUUGACUGCCACCAAGGCUGACGUUACCGAUUACAAAAUCCUCACCACCCCUCAACUUCAUUACCUGGUUCGCUGCGUCAACACAAAGGGCACUCAGGACGAGUACGGUGAGGUCAGCGAGAAGGGCUAUUACGAGAAGUUGGCUGCCGCUUUCAAGCAGGCCAUGGAACACACAAAGGCCCAGGGCCACUUGACUGUUGACUGCGCAAACGGUGUCGGAGGUCCUAAGCUGCGCGAACUGCUCAAGCAUCUUCCUUCUCCUGCUGAUGGUGGUCUCGAUGUCAAGGUUGUCAAUGAUGACGUCCACAAGCCCGAGUCCUUGAACCACCAGUGCGGUGCCGAUUUUGUCAAGACUAACCAGCGUGCACCUCCUUCGUCCAAGGCUGGUCCUGGAGAUCGCUGUUGCUCGCUGGACGGUGAUGCUGACCGUAUCGUCUACUACUUCCAAGACGAGAAGAACGUCUUCAGACUUCUGGACGGUGACCGCAUCGCUACUCUUGCCGCCUCAUUCAUCGCCGAACUUGCUCGUCAAUCUGGUCUGAUGGACAAGCUUACUGUUGGUGUUGUACAGACUGCAUACGCUAACGGUGCAUCGACAACGUACAUUCAAAAGAACCUGGGUUUGCAAAUCGUCUGCACUCCUACUGGUGUCAAGCACUUGCACCACGCUGCAACUCGUUUUGACGUGGGUGUUUACUUCGAGGCCAACGGACACGGCACCGUCGUCUUUUCUCCCUCCGCCCUCAAGUCCAUCCACACUCAUCAGCCUCAAUCACCUGCUCAGGCUGAUGCUCUGUCAACACUUAUGGCUUUGACCGACCUGAUCAACCAGACUGUCGGUGAUGCGCUCUCCGACCUNUUGCUCGUCGAGGUCAUUCUUGCACACAAGGGUUUCAGCUGCGCUGAGUGGCUGCAGACCUACACCGACCUGCCCAACCGUCUCGUUCGUGUCGAAGUUGCUGAUCGCAAUCUCUUCACCACCGUCGAGGGCACUGCUGAGCGUCAACUCGCAACUCCCGCUGGCGCACAAAAAGACAUCGAGAAGGUUGUCGCCAAGUACAAGGACGGCAGAAGUUUUGCCCGCGCUUCUGGUACUGAAGACGCUGUUCGUGUGUACGCCGAAGCAAGCACGCGUGCUGAAGCUGAAGAUCUUGCUGCUGCUGUUGCUCAGAUCGUGAGAAAGUAUGGUGCCAAAUAA
Molecule: messenger RNA, 1692 nt
Organism: Aureobasidium musti
Lineage: Eukaryota; Fungi; Ascomycota; Dothideomycetes; Dothideales; Saccotheciaceae
Source: the annotation of a GenBank genome assembly